Messenger RNA from Chaetomium globosum CBS 148.51, 1338 nucleotides. RefSeq lists its product as uncharacterized. The transcript is spliced from 2 exons. The record is from RefSeq and is a predicted model, not a curated record. The coding region runs from base 1 to 1338 and encodes 445 amino acids. NCBI's taxonomy places the organism in Eukaryota, Fungi, Ascomycota, Sordariomycetes, Sordariales, Chaetomiaceae.
AUGCGUUGGGCUGACACGGGUGCAGAUGACGCAUCCGAAAAUCGCGGGGUCAAUGAGAUACUCGCCGGUCUCCGCCGCACCGGCGUGAGCGGUGGCGGGCAGCACGCGCCGGAUGUGGUCCGGCCGACGGUCCCGCCCGCUAUCCGCCAGAUCCUCCAGAUCCCCGAGACGCCGCCACCCCGCCCGCGGCACCCUGUCAGGGUUGGCCGGGGAAGCGCGAGGCUUCCGGCAGGCCCGCCGCCGCCGCACAGCUGGCUGUCUGGGGCCGAGCGAGCCGGCAAUGCCCUUCAGCGCUCGGCGAUAGAGUAUGGAGCGGCGGAGACUCAUGAACAACGGCCGCUGCCGGGGUUGGAGCUGCCGGCACGCGGGAGUUUGAUUGACAUGGUGCUGCGCCGGUUAAUCCUCGACUGGGAGUGGCAGAAAACAUACUGCCAGUAUCAUCUUUACGAGCUCCCGACCCAUCUCCGGGUCGCUUUGAUCGCCUACCUUGUCACAUACACCCGCGAGGGUGUGUCCCUGCGGGAUCUGCAAGCUAUUCUCCUCCCUCCACCAGAUGUGCCAGAGUAUCAGGAGAACCCGGAACUCGCCCCCACUGUAGUGAACGAUUCCUUCCACUAUCUCAACUUAUCCGGGUCAGUUGGCGGCCCCCUAAAACUCCGCGAAUUGUCAGACUUCCUCUUCCCACCACAAUCGGAGCCCGUCGACCCGCAAGAGUCCUGGGACACGCCCGAAGAAUUCUCGGCCAACAUUCCACGGCCGCUCCUCCCCAACCUCACACAUCUCUCGCUUGCCCUAGACCCCACGUCCUCGCACACCAUCUCCUGGCGGCACCUGCUCGCCUUCGCAACGCACCUGCCCGGGUUGACGCACCUGAGCCUGGCUUUCUGGCCGGAACCGACGCUAACGCCCAAUGCGAAACUGGCGACGGUGUUGUCGCCUCACACCGGUCGUACCAUUCAGUACGGCGGAACCGGACCCUACAGUCACUCGCUCGACGACGAGUGGGUCGAGCAGAUCUUGAUCCUGCGCCGGCUCAGCAGGAGCCUGUAUGGGCUCGAAUACCUCGACCUCACGGGCUGCGGUGAGUGGUUCCCCGCACUGUGGGCUACGGCCGGCGAGGGCGACACGGUAGACUGGACCGGGGCCUGGGGGAAGGUCACCACACUGGUCAUGUAUCCUGGUUAUCGGCUGUGGGAGGAUGCUGGCCCAGCGGAAACGUCGCGAUACUGGGAGUUUGUGGAUUAUGCACGGCGGGUAGAACGGCAUGUGAGGACGCGGAGGGCUGGGAUGGGCAGGUUCUUUACGGUUGAGACGUGUAAACGGCCCGGGGGGACGUAG